CCCCUACCCCCACCCCGAGUGAGGAGCUAGAGAUCAAAAGAUGAGGCAGUCAGGGCUUUAGUAGUAAACAGACAAAAAAGGAAACGAGAAAGUAAAAAUAAAAACAGAAAAUAACCCAGUUCCUAUUUGCACCUGCUUUAGUGGACACUGAGUUUGGAAGGCGGAGGAUUCCUCCCUUAUUUUCCACUUUGAUUUGAGCAGUUUUGGAAUCCACCCUUCAAGUAUUUGGGAAUAGACUGUGAACCGUGCAGGGACCGUGUCCAGCGCGUGUCUUCCUCUGCAUGAGACUUUGAGGCUGUCAGAGUGCUUCUUGCGUGGUUGCUCCUACAAGUUUCUUUCCCUGGAGCUUCCCGCAGGUAGGUUGCUAACAGCAGCUUCUACCGCAUCGUCACUGCCUGUUGAAAUAUUCUAAGAAAAAGGGAGACAGAGUAAGGAAAUUAGGUGGACGAUUUAGCCAGGCUCAAGGAUGGAGGUGCAGUUUGGGCUGGGGAGGGUCUACCCCCGGCCACCGUCCAAGACCUAUCGAGGAGCUUUCCAGAAUCUGUUCCAGAGCGUGCGCGAAGUGAUCCAGAACCCGGUCCCCCGGCACCCUGAAGCUGCGAGCAUAGCACCUCCCUGCGCUCCUUUACAGCAGCAGCAGCAGGAAACCAGCCCCCGGCAGCAGCGGGGUAACGAUGACUCGCCCCAAGCUCCGAGCAGAGGACCCACAGGCUACCUGGCCCUGGAUGAGGAACAGCAGCUUUCACAACAGCAGUCAGCUCCCGAGGGUCACCCGGAAAGCAGCUGUGUCCCAGAGCCUGGGUCCGCCGAGGCCGCUGGCAAGGGGCUGCCUCAGCAACCACCAGCACCUCCAGACGAGGAUGACUCAGCUGCCCCAUCUACGUUGUCCUUGCUGGGUCCCACUUUCCCAAGCUUAAGCAGCUGUUCCGCCGACCUUAAAGACAUCCUGAGCGAGACUGGCACCAUGCAACUCCUUCAGCAGCAGCCGCCGCCGCCACUGCCUCCGGCGCCGCCACUGCCUCCGUCACAACAGCCUCAGCUGCAGCAGCAGCAUCAGGAGGCAGUAUCCGAAAGCAGCAGCAGUGGGAGAGUGAGGGAGGCCUCUGGGGCUCUCACUUCGUCAAAGGACAGUUACCUUGGGGGCACUUCAACCAUCUCUGACAACGCCAAGGAGUUGUGUAAGGCAGUGUCGGUGUCCAUGGGCUUGGGUGUGGAGGCAUUGGAGCAUCUCAGUCCUGGGGAACAGCUUCGGGGAGAUUGCAUGUAUGCCCCGCUCCUGGGAGGCCCACCCGCUGUGCGUCCCACGGCUGGUGCCCCACUGGCCGAAUGCAAAGGUUCUCUGCUAGACAACAGCCCAGGAAAGGUCACUGAAGAGACUGCUGAGUAUUCCCCUUUCAAAGGAGGUUAUGCCAAAGGGCUAGACAGUGAGAGCUUGGGCUGCUCUGGAAGCGGAGAAGCAGGGAGCUCUGGGACACUUGGACUGCCGUCCACCUUAUCUCUCUACAAGUCCGGACCACUGGAAGAGGGAGCUGCAUACCAGAGUCGAGACUACUACAACUUUCCCCUGGCUCUGGCCGGGCCACCUCCCCCACUGCCACCUCCUCAUCCUCAUGCCAGAAUCAAGCUGGAGAACCCACUGGACUAUGGUAGCUCCUGGGUGUCGGCAACCCAAUGCCGCUAUGGGGACCUGGGGAGCCUGCACGGUGGGGGUGCAGCCUCUGGACCCAGCUCCAGUUCCCCCUCAGCCACUGUUUCCUCUUCCUGGCAUACACUCUUCACAACUGAAGAAGGCCAACUGUAUGGACCCUGUGGUGGGGUUGGAGGCAGUGGCUCAGGUGAGGCUGGGGCUGUAGCCCCCUAUGGCUAUGCUAGGCCACCUCAGGGGUUAACUGGCCAGGAAGGUGACUUCCCCACACCAGAUGUUUGGUAUCCCAGUGGUGGCAACAUGGUGAACAGAAUGCCCUAUCCUGGUCCCAGUUGUGUCAAAAGCGAGAUGGGCCCCUGGAUGGAGAACUACUCCGGACCUUAUGGAGAUUCACGUUUGGAGACUACCAGGGACCACGUUUUGCCCAUCGACUAUUACUUCCCGCCCCAGAAGACUUGCCUGAUCUGUGGGGAUGAAGCUUCUGGGUGUCACUAUGGCGCGCUCACUUGUGGAAGCUGCAAAGUCUUCUUCAAAAGAGCUGCUGAAGGGAAACAGAAGUACCUGUGUGCCAGCAGAAAUGAUUGUACCAUCGAUAAAUUCCGAAGGAAGAAUUGUCCAUCUUGUCGUCUUCGGAAGUGCUAUGAAGCAGGGAUGACUCUGGGAGCCCGGAAGUUGAAGAAACUUGGUAAUCUGAAACUACAAGAGGAAGGGGAGGCUUCCAGUGCCACCAGCCCCACUGAGGAGUCAACCCAGAAGCUUAUGGUGUCACACAUUGAAGGCUAUGAGUGUCAGCCCAUCUUCCUGAAUGUCCUGGAAGCCAUUGAGCCAGGCGUGGUGUGUGCUGGACAUGACAACAACCAGCCUGACUCCUUUGCAGCCUUGCUCUCUAGCCUCAAUGAAUUGGGGGAGAGGCAGCUUGUACAUGUGGUCAAGUGGGCAAAGGCCUUACCUGGCUUCCGCAACUUGCACGUGGAUGACCAGAUGGCAGUCAUUCAGUACUCCUGGAUGGGGCUCAUGGUGUUUGCCAUGGGCUGGCGGUCCUUCACCAAUGUCAAUUCCAGGAUGCUCUACUUUGCCCCUGACCUGGUUUUCAAUGAGUAUCGCAUGCACAAGUCCCGGAUGUACAGCCAGUGUGUCCGAAUGAGGCACCUCUCUCAAGAGUUUGGAUGGCUCCAAAUCACCCCUCAGGAAUUCCUGUGCAUGAAAGCCUUGCUACUCUUCAGCAUUAUUCCAGUGGAUGGGCUGAAAAAUCAAAAAUUCUUUGAUGAACUUCGAAUGAACUACAUCAAGGAACUUGAUCGUAUCAUUGCAUGCAAAAGAAAAAAUCCCACAUCCUGCUCAAGGCGCUUUUACCAGCUCACCAAGCUCCUGGACUCUGUGCAGCCUAUUGCACGAGAGCUACAUCAGUUCACUUUUGACCUGCUAAUCAAGUCCCACAUGGUGAGCGUGGACUUUCCAGAAAUGAUGGCAGAGAUCAUCUCUGUGCAAGUGCCCAAGAUCCUUUCUGGGAAAGUCAAACACAUCUAUUUCCACACACAGUGAAGCUUUGGAAGCCCAAUGUUCCCACCAUAUCCCACUCCCCUUUUCAGAUGUCUUCUGCCUGUUAUAACUCUGCACUACUUCUCUGCAGUGCCUUGGGGAAUUUCCUCUACUGAUGUACAUCUGUCAUGAACAUGUUCCUGAAGUCUAUUUACUGGGAUUUUUUUCUUUCUCCCUCUUUUUUGUUUUCCUUCUUACCUCCCUAUCUGACCUUCCCACCAUGGCACCGUCAGACUCUGCUCCCUGUCAUGACUCCUAUCUGUGCUUUGAA
Tupaia belangeri chinensis (Chinese tree shrew) is the source of this 3455-nucleotide messenger RNA. RefSeq names its product androgen receptor (gene AR). Bases 467 to 3187 code for a protein of 906 amino acids. Gene Ontology annotation, molecular function: steroid binding; zinc ion binding; nuclear receptor activity. The record is from RefSeq and is a predicted model, not a curated record. Gene Ontology annotation, biological process: regulation of DNA-templated transcription; androgen receptor signaling pathway. NCBI's taxonomy places the organism in Eukaryota, Metazoa, Chordata, Mammalia, Scandentia, Tupaiidae. The transcript has 8 exons. Gene Ontology annotation, cellular component: nucleus.